UUUUCAUAUGCAGUGGAAUGCCAAUGCGUACAACUUUAUUUGGAGAUUUGGCUACAAAUGAAGGAUCAAUUCUUAAAGCAGAAAUCAAAUAUAAGCCUGUAAUAGCAUUAUCAGAUUUUAAAAUCUCUAUAUAUCAAGGAGAUACAAGCAUAUCGUCGCAAAUUAUUUCAACAUUAUGUAUCAACCCAAAAAUAGAACUAGCUAGCGAAUUAAGGGAAUGGUUUCAAUUGGAAGAAUCUGCAAAAGCAAAAGGAUCUCCAUCGACGCUUUUUAAAAAUGCCAAGGAAAUUCAUAUUAGUGAUAUUAUGCAUAAGUCACAGAAUUCGAUACAGGCACAAUAUUGCACAUUUAAGGCAAAGAUAACUACUAUUUUAAAUAGGCUCGAGCCAUGGUUCUAUGCUUGCAACAAGAAGGUUGAUAAAGAUGUUAGUAAAGAGUGUCUGAAUAACAAAUGCCGUAGAAUCAUUGAUGACCUAGUACCAAGGUACUUAGUUAAGAUUCUCGUGAAAAAUGGCACGGAUAAUGCAAGAGUAACACUCUUUGACGCAGCAGAAAUUUUUAUUGGAUGCAAAGCAAAAACAUUCAUUACAGAAAAGAAAGAGAAAAAUAAUCAGAGUCCAUAUUUUCAAAAAUUUGUUUUGAACAUCGGAAAAACAUUCAAAUUCCUGGUGAAGUUAGGUGAAAAGACAAAAGAUGAACGAGGCGAAGGCAAUAUAAUAGCACAAGAAAUUCAACUCCAGCUUGAUAUUACAAUCGACGUAGAUAAUGAAGAUGCUACUCUAGAGUUGCCCAGAAAAAAGAUAAAGGUGGAAAAAGAUUGA
Asparagus officinalis (garden asparagus) is the source of this 821-nucleotide messenger RNA. Its product is annotated as replication protein A 70 kDa DNA-binding subunit B-like. Lineage: Eukaryota; Viridiplantae; Streptophyta; Magnoliopsida; Asparagales; Asparagaceae. The record is from RefSeq and is a predicted model, not a curated record. Bases 18 to 821 code for a protein of 267 amino acids. The transcript is spliced from 6 exons.